Linum tenue is the source of this 925-nucleotide messenger RNA. Lineage: Eukaryota; Viridiplantae; Streptophyta; Magnoliopsida; Malpighiales; Linaceae. The record is from the annotation of a GenBank genome assembly.
AAUAAAGAACACAUCUUUAAUCUCUCCCUCAAAAAUCAAAACCAUUACCAUAACCAUAAGUCCAUAACCCAUUCAAGAGAAUCACAAAAUGUAAAAGAAAAUUCAGGGCUCCGGAGGCUGCGAUUCCGCUGCCCUUGGCGACGUCAAAGGGAACAGCGUCAGCAGCUGCGGCUCCGAUUCUCUCGGUGUAGACAACGGCGACGGAUGCAAGUAAAACCCCUUCUCCGCGAUCGCUCGGUCCUCCUCCUCCAAUGGCGACGACGAGCUGCUGCUGCUGCUGCAGUUCCCCGCCGACGAAGGGCAGGGGGAGGAGGAGGAGCUGUUGUGGUUGUGGAAGAAUGGGUCUUGAUUCAAAGGAGUAACCGGGCUCAGAGUCAGCUUGGGGAAGUCCAGCAUACUCGGCGACAAGAUCUCCGCAGCGGCGGAGGCGGAGGAGGGGGAAGAAGACGAGAUGAGAUUGGGAUUGAAGGUGAAACGGCCGGCGGCCGGAAGCAGAGUGUUGAUCAUCAGGCUGCGGUGCUUGAAGCUGUUGCUCCUCCUCUCGUAGAGCUGUUGCUGCUGCUGCUGCUGCUGUUUCUUGUUGGGUAUGCUUCUGAUCGGAGGAAUGGGGAAAUUGGUGCUGCCCCUCAUCGACGGCGGUGGAGGAGGAUCUUGGGGUCUUGGGGAGGAGGCUUGUUUGGCUGUGUCGGCGGAUCCAGUGAGAAUUUGGACGACUUGCUUGAAAGUUGAGGUGUUUGCCUGGACGAAGGUUGUUGGGUAAGGAUUCAUAUGGUGGUGGUGGUGGUGGUGGUAAUCAGAUCUGGUGAUUUGGUGGCCGCCGCCGUUGGUAUUGCUGAAAUUGCCGUUUGGGGAAGCCAAUGGAGAUGAUUGAGGGAAAAGCCGCCGCUGCCGCCGCCGUGAUCGGAAUUUCCCGUCAUGGAACUGA